Trifolium pratense (red clover) is the source of this 1029-nucleotide messenger RNA. RefSeq lists its product as uncharacterized. Bases 1 to 702 code for a protein of 233 amino acids. The record is from RefSeq and is a predicted model, not a curated record. Lineage: Eukaryota; Viridiplantae; Streptophyta; Magnoliopsida; Fabales; Fabaceae. The transcript is spliced from 6 exons.
AUGGAGUAUAAAAUAAACAAUAAAAAACACCCUUUAUCGUCAAAAAGUAAAGUAGAAAACCCUUUGUCAUUCCAAUUCCAAUUGUUUUCACAAGGUCUUCUUCUACGUUUUCUCCCGCAACUAGGACAACAGCGAGAGAUAACGAAAUGGGGUUCUUCUCCUUUCUGCUGGCUCGUUUAUUCUUUGAUUCACUCUUCGUCCUCCCCGCACGGCGGAUUUCAGAUCUCUCUAUCUCUUCGUUCUCCACAGGUGGCAGCGUUAUUCCCUGUUCAAGUGCUCUUUGCUAACCACCGGCGCCGUGUUUCUCCUAUUUUUCGUUCUUCUUCUCAUCGUGGGCUCUUCUUCUUAGAUAAGAGCGGGUUGAAGAGCAAUGGUGUUGUUUUGACCAAAGUAGAUGUUCUGCAGAAGAAUGAAUUGGGUUGCAACAAAACCUACAAAAAGGAAUCAAAAUUGGAGCAAGAUGCCACACUUCAGUUCAGUUUUAGGUUUUGGCGUGGUUCAGGAACAACUGUUGUUACUCCAUAUGACCAAAACAUAAGUGGUUGUGCCUGCCCUUCAAGUGUUAGGUAUGCAUUUUUUUCAACAACAAGUUCUUCAUGUUCUUUUGAAGCCUUCAUAAGUGGUUGUGCCUACCCUUCAAGUGUUCGGUUUGAUGAAAACAAUUUAGCGGAAGCGGUUAUGAGAGUUCAUUGUGGUUAUUGAUGAGGUUGCAAUGCAGAGACAACAACAUUAUGGACUAUGGAGAAGCUGUACAAGGCCAACCAUGUUGAGGGGAGUACAAACAUUAUCUAGGGUGAAAAGGGAUUAUGAUCAAAGAAAGGUUGAAAUUGAUAAUGAUCAUUGAAAGAAAGGGAUUAUGUCCAAUUUUAGUUGUAUUUAUUAUUGAGUAAAUAUUGUCUAUCAUGGGAGCAGUAACCAUUAUUUUAGGUUUUUAUAGUAGGAGGUACUUUGUAGUAUCCAUAGAAUGGAGGUAAUCCACUAUGCAUUUAUGUAAAACUACAAACAUUUGAAUAAAGGAUCAUGUGUUUG